AUGGCCGUGGUGCUCCGGCUCUGCGCCGCCUUGGCCCUGGCGCUGCUCCCCGCCGCCGCGCAGGACGUGGCGGGAGCUUGUCACCAGUAUACAAACAAGAGCUGUGAGGAGUGUCUGAAAAAUGUCACAUGCCUGUGGUGUGCCAGCAGUGGGAGGUGUGUGGAGUACCCUGUCCGAAGAGUCCUCCCUCCGGCUGACCUGUGUGAGCUCCGCUCCGCGCGCUGGGGAGUCUGCUGGGUGAACUUUGAAGCCCUGAUCAUUGCGAUGUCUGUGGUGGGAGGAACAAUCCUUAUCACCUUGGGGGUCUGCUGCUGCUGCUGCUGUUGCAAGAAAAAGAGCAAAAAGCCAGACAAGGAUGACGAGAGAGCGGCCCGGGAGCGGGAGAGGAGACGAGUGCGGCAGGAGGAGAGGAGAGCAGAGAUGAAAUUGCGGCACGACGAAAUCCGAAGGAAAUAUGGCCUGUUCAAGGAAGAGAACCCUUAUGCAAAAUUUGAGAAUUAGCAUCUCCAGACCUGCCCAGCCUGGUAAACAGUGCCUUUCCACAGAGCUGCAGGACUCCCACACCUUCUCUGUCACAAGGAGAUCACUGUGGUGCCACUCGCUGCUUCAGCCGCCACAGAAGAUGAGCCAGGUGCUUGGUGACACCAUUGUACCCACUCUAAAUGCUCAGUUUGCUCCAGAGCUUUGCCCUUGCUCUGCUGGUACAGGAAAAUGUGGUGGCAACACCAGAGGAUGACACAUUUCUUCUCACUCACCCCUGGAGUGGUAACAGUCCAAAGCAAUGCAAAUAACAGCCCCAGUCUCUGGCCAUGGGCAAAAGCAACCUUCUGCAUCUGUCUUGCUCCUGCCUCACCAACCACGCUUCACACACACAGCCAGGCUCUUCUGCACACACACCCCAUUUCUUUUGUUUGUUUGUUUUUCUUUUAGUAUAAGCAAAAGCCAGCAAGAGGUUCUUGAUUUGGUUGGUCAGCAGGCCUUGGCUGUUAUUCCAGGUGCCUGUAGCUGGCCCAUGCACAUUAGCAUUCCUUUCAAAAAGCACAGGUUUCUGGUUAUCUCAGGCCUCCAGGAGGAAGAUCCCAUGUGCAUGUUCUCACUUGCAACUAAUCUGGGGAAAAGCCCCAACUUUCCUACCUCUCUGUGCUCUUCUAGAAUGGUGGUCUGCUGGGCUGGAUUGCCAUGACUGAUAGCAAUGCUGUAGGAUUCAGAUGCAUUUUACAAUAUGUUG
Molecule: messenger RNA, 1228 nt
Organism: Indicator indicator
Lineage: Eukaryota; Metazoa; Chordata; Aves; Piciformes; Indicatoridae
Gene: PTTG1IP
Product: PTTG1 interacting protein
Exons: 7
Coding region: 1-501 (166 amino acids)
Biological process (GO): protein import into nucleus
Cellular component (GO): cytoplasm; nucleus
Source: RefSeq, a predicted model, not a curated record